GGAAUUUUUGAGUUGUCACUCCUUGACAUUUUUCCGGGCAACCAAAAACAGCGCAUAUUUUCCGUGAGUUUUCCAGCACAAAUACAGCAGCAUUUAAGUGGAAAAGAAAUGACUGAUCAGGAGAAGAGGGAGCAGCAACAGGCGGAACUGCAAUGGCUUCAGCUGAAGAAGGAUUUUGCUACUGCUCCCAUCGCUGGCGAGACGGUAUUGGAGAAAAUGAAGAGGAAGACCAGAGAAAAUCCUCUAGUUCCCAUGGGUUGCGCGGUCACUCUGACCGCCCUCGGACUUGGCCUGUACAGUUUCCGUCGUGGCGACAAAAAAACGGCCCAGAUCAUGAUGAGGACUCGAGUGAUAGCCCAAGGAUUUACCAUAACAGCCCUUUUGGUGGGAGUCGUCCUGACAACUAUGAAGGACUAGGAAUUAUGGGCACU
Phlebotomus argentipes is the source of this 431-nucleotide messenger RNA. RefSeq names its product HIG1 domain family member 2A, mitochondrial. The record is from RefSeq and is a predicted model, not a curated record. Gene Ontology annotation, biological process: mitochondrial respirasome assembly. The transcript has 2 exons. NCBI's taxonomy places the organism in Eukaryota, Metazoa, Arthropoda, Insecta, Diptera, Psychodidae. Gene Ontology annotation, cellular component: mitochondrion. The coding region runs from base 109 to 417 and encodes 102 amino acids.